Molecule: messenger RNA, 969 nt
Organism: Elaeis guineensis (African oil palm)
Lineage: Eukaryota; Viridiplantae; Streptophyta; Magnoliopsida; Arecales; Arecaceae
Source: RefSeq, a predicted model, not a curated record
AAAUUAUGAAAUAAUUAGAAGACAACGUCGUUCCAUCCGCUUCCAAAAUUCUAUCAGAGCCGGACAAGCUGACACCCUUGUCCAAAUCCACCGCAUAUCCAAAUCCACCGCAUAUAUUGAUUUAAGCAGGAGGAGGAGACCUAAAACAAAAAAAAGAGAAGAGGAUGGCCGGCGUCGUCCCCAAAUCCUUCCAAAUCCCAAAUCCAUCGCUCCCUUCCGCCCUCAAUUCCUCUCCACUUACCACCAGAAGAAGAAAACCCCUCCCCCUCGCACCUCACGCGCUCGCCGACGAUCCCAAGCCCGACCAAGACUCCUCCUCCUCGGCUGCCCCCGCCGAACCUCCGGCAUCCGCCACCGCCGACCCCACCUUCGAGAACCGGCUGGCCCGGGUCCGGCUCAAGUACCGGAGCGGCACGGGGAAGAAGGCGGAGCAGCGGCGGGCCAGGAAGUCCGGCGGCGGCGGAGGCGGCGGCAAAAAGAAGGUGAUGCUGCCGCCGGUGCCGCUGAAGGAGGCGGUGGCGGCGGGGGGGCUGACUGUGGAGGCGGGUUUCAGCCCCUACAGCGAGCGGCUUAACGGGAGGCUGGCCGGGCUGGGCCUGGCGGCGCUCCUGCUGGUGGAGCUGGGCUCCGGCCGGUCCCUCCUCCGCUACCACUCUCCACCCAUCCUCUUCAUCCAGCUCUACUCCAUCGCCGCCGCCGCCGCCCUCUUCAUCAAGUUCGAGAAGGAGCGCAUCAGCGUCUGGCCCUCGAAGCCGCCGCCGUCACCGUCGUCGUCUGCCACCGCCGCCGAUUGAUCCGCCGAUGGUUUCCACUUUUCUAGAUUUUAUAUUCUGUUCUCCCUUUUGUUUGGAUAAAUUCUAUGUUGAGUAAAUUCCUUAAUCUGAUAUUAUAAUUAUAAUACUUGUUUUAAGUUUCCACCAGACAUUGUUGUUGUUGUUGUUAUAAAAUCCCCUACUUUGAGGUUUCUAA